Molecule: messenger RNA, 501 nt
Organism: Aspergillus fischeri NRRL 181
Lineage: Eukaryota; Fungi; Ascomycota; Eurotiomycetes; Eurotiales; Aspergillaceae
Product: ankyrin repeat domain-containing protein
Exons: 1
Coding region: 1-501 (166 amino acids)
Biological process (GO): positive regulation of transcription by RNA polymerase II
Cellular component (GO): nucleus
Molecular function (GO): protein binding; transcription cis-regulatory region binding
Source: RefSeq, a predicted model, not a curated record
AUGAGCAUCCCCCGCAACUCCAAAACCGUUAUCGAUGGCGAAUUCGGACGCAUGGAAAAUAUCGCGGAGAUUAGGCUAAGCGACGAUAUCAAGGCUUUCCUAAACGAUGCGCAUUCCUCGAUGGAGUCAAAGGGCGCUUCAAAUCCCCAAGGCCCCUGCAAGAGGUCUCUCAUCCACUACGCCGCCAUGGGAGAUUGCCCCGAACUUCUUCGUUGUCUCCUAAGAACUGGUGCUGCCAAAGACGUUCGCGACCAGAACAAGCGUACACCCCUUUCCUGGGCUGCCGAAUAUGGUGCCUUAGAUUCUGUGAAGAUUCUUUUGGAAUACGGAGCGAAGAUCAAUUCCGUGGAUGAUAUGUAUUUCACCCCUUUAUCGUGGUUAAUUCAUGCGAGUCCACCUACGGACAAAGCAAAAGCGACUGAAGUCUACCUGAGGAAGAACGGCGCGAAAGAGAAGGGCGCCAAGCGGCGUUGGGUCUUGAGAAAGACUAGAAUGUUCUGA